Molecule: messenger RNA, 363 nt
Organism: Lactuca saligna
Lineage: Eukaryota; Viridiplantae; Streptophyta; Magnoliopsida; Asterales; Asteraceae
Source: the annotation of a GenBank genome assembly
AUGUCAAGUGGCUCAAGAAUCUCCACAGGUUCAAGCAAUCAGAGAGUAGAUAAGAACGUACUCUGUGAUUGUGAACUCCCUUCAAGAAUUCGUACCUCCAAGACCAAAGAUAACCCUGGAAAGAAAUUCCAAGUGUGCCCUAACUCAUUGAAACCAGGGAAAAAGUGUAAAUUUUGGGAAUGGAUUGAUGAAGAACCUAAGAAUAUGAAGGCCACUGCAGAAGAUAGUCUUUCAGAUUUUGCAGAUUAUCUUAAACAAGUUUUAGAGGAUGUGACAUCUGUUAGAGAAGAAGUGAAACAGUUAAAGGUUAUGAUUCAGAUACUGAUUCUGUUGGUCAUUGUUAAGGUUAUGUUUUGGGGUUGA